Messenger RNA from Oncorhynchus kisutch (coho salmon), 7504 nucleotides. RefSeq names its product myelin protein P0-like. NCBI's taxonomy places the organism in Eukaryota, Metazoa, Chordata, Actinopteri, Salmoniformes, Salmonidae. The coding region runs from base 136 to 831 and encodes 231 amino acids. The transcript is spliced from 6 exons. The record is from RefSeq and is a predicted model, not a curated record. Gene Ontology annotation, biological process: myelination. Gene Ontology annotation, cellular component: plasma membrane.
CAGUAGAGUUCUGUUGUUAUCCUCUGUCCUGGCACCCUGCAUCACUCUGUCCUAUCUCUCCAUCCUUCUCCAUCGCUACAGAGUGGGACUCCUCCAUCUGCAACAUCCCUUUAGGAACCCAAAGAGUCAGGAACCAUGCUGACCAUUUUGGCGCUAGCAUCGGUCAUACUGCUUGGAAUAGUGCCCCAACAGUCGGAGGCCAUCGUCAUCUACACGGGCUGGGAGCGUCACGCCCUGGUGGGGUCAGACAUCCGUCUGUCAUGUUCAUUCUUCUCCUGGCGCUGGACUUCCGAUGACGUCACCUUCUCCUGGAGCUACCGUGCCGACGGAGCCAGGGACAGCAUCUCUGUCUUCCACUACACUGGUGGAUCCCCCUAUGUGGACAACAAGGGACCGUUCAGAGACAGGCUGGAGUUUGUGGGGAACCCUGGUCGCCGGGACGGAUCCAUCCUACUCAAGAACCUGGACUACGGAGACAACGGCACCUUCACCUGUGAUGCCAAGAACCCGCCUGACAUAGUAGGACGCGCCUCCAGUGUCAGACUGCUGGUCUUUGAAAAAGUUCCCAUCCAGGCCGGAGUGAUCACAGGGGCCAUCAUCGGUGCGGUGCUGGGUCUGUUGGUGCUCGUCGUGGUCAUCUACUAUCUCAUGAGGUUCCUGGUGGCCCGCAGAGUCUUCAACCUCAGUGUCAGCAAACAUGGAAAGAAAGGGAAGGGUAAAGAGGGAUCACAGCAGAGACAGGUCCCUGUUCUCUCCAUCGGGGACCCGUCCAAGCUGAAGGCCGCCGCCUCAGAAAAGAAGAAGCAGGAGUCACGCAAGGAUAAGAAAUAGGAUACGGAGAGCAGAGAGCUAGAGCCCCAAAACACAGCCCACACAGCCCACACAGCCCAGCACAAAGCACUGAGACAGCCAGGGAGAGCAGGAACAGGGGGAGGGGACUCGCCCAAGGGGGAGAGGCCUGACAGGGUGCUGAUGACCAUUGAGCUGGAGCUCUCCAAGGGGGACAAAGGGGGGGAGGGGAAUGGGGGUGGGUCUGCCUCAGCCAAAUCAGCCAGUUUCCUGUCCCAGCUCGCCAAAAAACUGACCCUGAAAUAAGUGAAUGAGACAGACAGGGGUUUUAAACGGAGGACGAUACUGUCCGAAAUCAUACUGGAGAGAGAGGCAGAGGAGGGUCUUCGAGAGGCGGUCCUAAUGAACUAGUACCCUAUUCCUUAUAUAGUACACUACUUUAGACCAGAGCCCUAUAGGUAGCAGUGCACUAUAUAGGGACUAGGGUGCAGUUUGGGAGGCAGAGUAAGUCUGUCUAGUACAGUAUAUUCCUUCCCACGAGAUCUAAGCCUUUACAACUGAAACGAUCAUCAUUAGGGUCUUAAUGCCACGCUGAGGAGAACAUAGACACAAUACUGAGGAGAACAUGGACACAAUACUGAGGAGAACAUGGACACAAUACUGAGGAGAACAUAGACACAAUACUGAGGAGAACAUAUACACAAUACUGAGGAGAACAUGGACACAAUACUGAGGAGAACAUGGACACAAUACUGAGGAGAACAUGGACACAAUACUGAGGAGAACAUGGACACAAUACCUGACUGCUGGUUGGAUAACAACAUCUGACUGCUGGUUGGAUAACAACAUCUGACUGCUGGGUGGAUAACAACAUCUGACUGCUGGUUGGAUAACAACAUCUGACUGCUGGUUGGAUAACAACAUCUGACUGCUGGUUGGAUAACAACAUCUGACUGCUGGUUGGAUAACAACACCUGACUGCUGGUUGGAUAACAACAUCUGACUGCUGGUUGGAUAACAACACCUGACUGCUGGUUGGAUAACAACAUCUGACUGCUGGUUGGAUAACAACAUCUGACUGCUGGUUGGAUAACAACAUCUGACUGCUGGUUGGAUAACAACACCUGACUGCUGGUUGGAUAACAACACCUGACUGCUGGUUGGAUAACAACACCUGACUGCUGGUUGGAUACAUCUGAAAAGCUUUGUUUCCAUCCUGUCAUCGUAGAUUUGAUGCAAGGCAGUAUUUCUCUACCACGUCUGUCUGACACUCAUCACAACGGUCCUGGAUACAGGGACAACCCAAUUUGUUAUUUCCAGCUGUGUCCCAAAUGGCAUCUUUUGCCCUACAUAGUGCACUCUGGGCCUUGGUCAAAAGUAGUGCACUGUGUAAGGAAUGGGGUGCCAUUUGGGAGACAGUCUGCCUUCCCCUCACACUGGCGUUCUCUCUUUCCCUUUCCUCCUUUCAGUGGACCACGUUGCAUUCAGACUCUUCUCAUUGAAACAGUUCAAGUGGUUUUAAAAACUUUUAAUGCUAACUCUUUCACAUCCUCUCUUCCCUAUUUAUCUUCCCCUCUCUCUCUUUCCCCCUCUCUCUCCCCUCCCACUCCCUCUGUCUCUUUCUCUUUCUCUCUCUCCCCUGUCUCUUUCUCUCUCUCCCCUGUCUCUUUCUCUCUCCCCCUCUCUCUCCCCUCCCACUCGCUCUAUCUCCCCCUGUCUCUUUCUCUCUCUCCCCUGUCUCUUUCUCUCUCUCCCCCUCUCUCUCCCCUGUCUCUCCCUCUCUCACCCUCCCUCUCCCCCUGUCUCUCCCCCUGUCUCUCCCUCUCUCUCCCCCUCUCUCUCCCUCUCUCCCCUGUCACUCCCCCCUCUCUCUCCCUCUCUAUCUCCCUCUCUCCCUCUCUCCCCUGUCUCUUUCUCUCUCUCCCCUGUCUCCUUCUCUCUCUUUCCCCCUCUCUCUCCCCUCCCACUCGCUCUAUCUCCCCCUGUCUCUUUCUCUCUCUCCCCUGUCUCUUUCUCUCUCUCCCCUGUCUCUUUCUCUCUCUCCCCUGUCUUUCUCUCUCUCCCCUCCCACUCGCUCUAUCUCCCCCUGUCUCUUUCUCUCUCUCCCCUGUCUCUUUCUCUCUCUCCCCUGUCUCUUUCUCUCUCUCCCCUUGUCUCUUUCUCUCUGUCACCCUCCCACUCGCUCUAUCUCCCCCUGUCUCUUUCUCUCUCUCCCCUGUCUCUUUCUUUCUCUCCACUGUCUCCUUCUCUCUCCCCUCCCACUCGCUCUAUCUCCCCCUGUCUCUUUCUCUCUCUCCCCUGUCUCUUUCUUUCUCUCCACUGUCUCCUUCUCUCUCCCCCUCUCUCUCCCCCCACUCGCUCUAUCUCCCCCUGUCUCUUUCUCUCUCCCCCUCUAUCUCAUUUCCCUUAUCUCUUUCUCUCCAAUAGAUUUUAUGAAUCUUAUUUCUCAAGGUCUUGAUUUCCUUCCACCUGACUGCUUCAGCUUCCAUAGACCACACCCCUUUAGACCACACACAUUUAGACCACACCUCUUCAGGCCACACCCCUUCCCCAUCUGCUCCACCUCCUGAGUGCACUUGUCCUAUCUCAUUAAGCCCUAUGAAAGACUAGUCCUAUCAAACUCAGUGUCUCCUCUGUAGAAUAUACAACACAUAACCCCUCCAGCUAGCAUCAAGUAGAGCUGACCCAGUAUAGACACGCAGUGUAAUAUAUGGACCCUGCUAAUGUAGAGAUACUAAUGACUUCAGGGAGGGGUCAAAUAGUUCCUGAAAUUUCUAUUAAUGUUUCCUGCUGCUGGUUGCUUAGCUCAAUGUCUCAAUCAGAUCAGAUGAGAGUGGUGCGGAAAGAGCGUGUGAGAGCACCCUGCACUGACGAGUCAGACGAGUCAGAGAAAUAUGAUUCCAAGCUCUUAGCUUGUGUCGAUGGGUUCAACCUGUAGUUCAUUUCACCGGGUGAUUCAAUCCCUUCACAUUUGAGCUAAUGGAGGUCAUAGUUCUACACUGGGCUGUGCUCUGCUGCUUGGCUGUCAGUGCAUGCUGAAGGUUAGGUUAUUUCUGGCUCCAUAAGGGCGUAUACAGGAUUACUGUAACAGCUGCAAAACAGGAAAAUACUUGUUUGUUUAUGACUGAGAGUAUGUCCCAAAUAUCAUGCUAUUCUCUCUGUUGUUGUGACUGAGAGUAUGUCCUGAAUGGCAUUCUAUUCUCUCUGUUGUUGUGACUGAGAGUAUGUCCCAAAUAUCAUGCUAUUCUCUCUGUUGUUGUGACUGAGAGUAUGUCCUGAAUGGCAUGCUAUUCUCUCUGUUGUUGUGACUGAGAGUAUGUCCCAAAUAUCAUGCUAUUCUCUCUUUGUUGUGACUGAGAGUAUGUCCCAAAUAUCAUGCUAUUCUCUCUGUUGUUGUGACUGAGAGUAUGUCCUGAAUGGCAUUCUAUUAUCUCUGUUGUUGUGACUGAGAGUAUGUCCUGAAUGGCAUUCUAUUCUCUCUGUUGUUGUGACUGAGAGUAUGUCCUGAAUGGCAUUCUAUUCUCUCUGUUGUUGUGACUGAGAGUAUGUUCUGAAUGGCAUUCUAUUCUCUCUGUUGUUGUGACUGAGAGUAUGUCCUGAAUGGCACUCUAUUCUCUCUGUUGUUGUGACUGAGAGUAUGUCCUGAAUGGCAUUCUAUUCUCUCUGUUGUUGUGACUGAGUCCAUGAAAUGAUGUCACAUUGACAGCCAGUGGACAUUCUCAGGCCAUGACAACAGAGGGAUACCAACAAGUGAUUUAUCCUUAUACUCCUCCAGGUUAUUUUGGUCCCGUUAAUCCCUCCUGCAUGUGUCUCCCCCACUCAGAUCAUUAUUUUAGCACUUGCUGGCAACUGGAUCUCUCUCUCUGUCUGUCUCUUUCUCUCUCUCUCUCUGUCUCUUCCUCUCUCUCUCUCUCUCUCUCUCUCUCUCUCUCUCUCUCUCUCUCUCUCUCUCUCUCUCUCUCUCACUCUCUCUCUCUCUCUCACUCACACACAGACACACACUCUCUCUCUAUCCUUUAGUGACACUAAACUAUGUUCCCUCAUAGAUUACCCAAUCCACUCUCCACUCUAUACUUAAGCCUCUUCUAUCUGUAUAGAUACAGACUCUAUCAGAUCUAUUCUAUCUUUAUAGAUUUAGACUGUAUCAGACCUCUUCUAUCUGUAUAGAUACAGACUGUAUCAGACCUCUUCUAUCUGUAUAGAUACAGACUGUAUCAGACCUCUUCUAUCUGUAUAGAUACAGACUGUAUCAGAUCUAUUCUAUCUGUAUAGAUACAGACUGUAUCAGACCUCUUCUAUCUGUAUAGAUAUAGACUGUAUCAGACCUCUUCUAUCUGUAUAGAUAUAGACUGUAUCAGACCUCUUCUAUCUGUAUAGAUAUAGACUGUAUCAGACCUCUUCUAUCUGUAUAGAUAUAGACUGUAUCAGACCUCUUCUAUCUGUAUAGAUACAGACUGUAUCAGACCUCUUCUAUCUGUAUAGAUAUAGACUGUAUCAGACCUCUUCUAUCUGUAUAGAUAUAGACUGUAUCAGACCUCUUCUAUCUGUAUAGAUAUAGACUGUAUCAGACAAAGGCAGACCCAUCUCAAGCAAACUCAGCAAUUCUUUAUUUUUCUUCUUCUUCUUCCUCCUCUUCUUCCUCAUCUUCUCUCUUUUUCAAACUCAGUGAUGGACACCUCUCCUCUCCUCCACCCCCCUGAUCACCAACACCCCUCUCACUCCCCCACCAAUACCACCACACCCCUGCACGUUCAUUCACCCACCAUUUCUGCUGGUUGGAAUGCCACGUCGCUGUCUUCUGCCCAACUAUUGGCCAGGGAUGGAAACUGUGCAGAAUCAUCCUCGUUAGUUCUCAUUGAAGACUUAAAUUUAGCUAUAGCUCUCUGCCGGUGGCAAAAGUGUUAUGUUUUAUGUGUCUAUGUGUCUAGUCAGACUGUCAUGUCAAACAAAAGAUGAGGGGAAAAACUGUGUAUAUGUAUGUCACCCUAAAGUAAAUAGUUAUACAUUACAUUUUAUGCACGGAAACACAUGGAGACCAUGUUUUGUUUGAGAGAGGCAGACAUGUGAUAGAUCUUCUUAUGACAUUUAAUCACAUUUCUGCCCUUGUAUCUGGAGGGGGAUUCUGUGUGGCUGUUCAUUUCUUUUGGUGCAUGUUUUCCAGGUGCGGAAAAUAAAGUCCUUUUUCAUUUCAGGUGUUGGUAAACUGCAUGGGGCUACAGGAGGCACUGACACAGUGAGGGGGAGAUUAUGGGGAGGACAAGGGAGGUAAACUUCAGAUGUUGCCCGUGGUAAUGUGAUUGGAAAAAAAGAAGGUGGUUGCUGGGAUGAAGAUACUUUUGGCGAGAGAGACUUAUCUUGUGUGUUAAGUCAAACCAAAGUCCAUAUGUAUCAGUAAAGAUAAGGCCUCAGCUUUCUCUUUCAAGAUCCUUACCCUGAGCUUCUGUUCUGAAGGAUUGUUAGGCUAUGCAAGGUGGUUAGUGUAGUUCUGAACGCUUGUUAGGGUAUGCAUGGUGGUUAGUGUAGUUCUGAAUGAUUGUUAGGAUAUGCAUGGUGGUUAGUGUAGUUCUGAAUGUUUGAUAGGCUAUGCAUGGUGGUUAGUGUAGUUCUGAACGCUUGAUAGGCUAUGCAUGGUGGUUAGUGUAGUUCUGAACGCUUGUUAGGGUAUGCAUGGUGGUUAGUGUAGUUCUGAAUGUUUGAUAGGCUAUGCAUGGUGGUUAGUGUAGUUCUGAACGCUUGAUAGGCUAUGCAUGGUGGUUAGUGUAGUUCUGAACGCUUGAUAGGCUAUGCAUGGUGGUUAGUGUAGUUCUGAAUGAUUGUUAGGAUAUGCAUGGCGGUUAGUGUAGUUAUGAACGCUUGAUAGGCUAUGCAUGGUGGUUAGUGUAGUUCUGAAUGUUUGUUAGGGUAUGCAUGGCAGUUAGUGUAGUUCUGAAUGAUUGUCAGGCUAUGCAUGGUGGUUAGUGUAGUUCUGAAUGUUUGUUAGGGUAUGCAUGGAAGUUAGUGUAGUUCUGAAUGAUUGUUAGGAUAUGCAUGGUGGUUAGUGUAUUUCUGAAUGAUUGUUAGGAUAUGCAUGGUGGUUAGUGUAGUUCUGAAUGAUUGUUAGGAUAUGCAUGGUGGUUAGUGUAGUUCUGAAUGUUUGUUAGGGUAUGCAUGGUGGUUAGUGUAGUUCUGAAUGAUUGUUAGGAUAUGCAUGGUGGUUAGUGUAGUUCUGAAUGUUUGUUAGGAUAUGCAUGGUGGUUAGUGUAGUUCUGAAUGCGCUCUAUUCUUUUAGCUGUGGUCAUAGGGAGUGAGCUAGUGUGACGCACACCACGGUUCAUUAAGGCAACAGGAACUAGAUAUCUCUGUUUACCUCAAUGCUGUUUAACCAACUAUCCAUCAUCCAUGUUUCUUUCAUUCCUCUUUCAGUACGGCCACACAGACUCCUGAUACAAUACUACAAACUGCAUUCAAAUGUCUUCACACUGUUUUGUUGGAUGUAUAGUUUGUUGUGUACUGCAUUAGUUUAGGUUGUUAGAUAACAUUCCUUUCUUAGAAAUUUUAAGCGUCUUACAUUUUUAUUUAAUUUUUAUGCUUAUAAUUGAAGUGUACUAGUAAUAUAAAUUCUACAGUCAUGUAAAAUGGGUUGUAACAGGAAGGUAAAUAAAAAUUAAAGCAUCAAACGCAUCUCGGUUGUAUAAGAAGAAUAAAAUCAACUCAAAUUAAAAAUGUCUAUUCUCCA